GAAUCCCGUUAAACUUUUCGCUGGCUUUGUAGAAGCAAAACCCUGAACCUAAACUCUCAAACCCCUGCGCAAUCGAACCCGCUCCUCCUCAUUUUGAAAACCAAAAACAAAAGAAGCUCCAACCCUUCAAUCUCCACUCCAGAGCUCGCUUGCAAGUUUGCUACAAUGUCGGGUUUCUCAUUCGGAUCUUCCUCUUCCACCCAAUCUUCAUCCUCAUCCCCAUUUUCGUUCGGGUCAUCCCCCUCAUUCGGAUCCUCUUCCCCUUUCUCCACCACCACAAACCCUACCUCCGCCGCUUCUUCUUCUCCUUCCCCUCUUUCUUUCGCAUUCGCCCCCUCUUCCUCCUCCACUGGCUCUGCCUUCAACUUUGGAUCCUCUUCGUUCACUGCACCUUCUUCUCUAUUCGGCUCCUCAUCGGCUUCCUCCGCGCCGGCUUCCUCAGCUCCUUCCAUUUUCGGUUCCGCUGCCACAGGAUCGUCACUGUUCUCCUCAUCCUCAUCUGCUACGACACCGUUUGGUGGAACUCCCCCAACUCCAACGAAUCUUUUUGGAGGAACAUCAUCGGCGUCAGCAACGGCUUCCACACCGCAGUUUGGAGGAACUUCUACGGCUUCAACUACUCUGUUUGGUGCACCGUCCACGGCUUCUUCAACACCGUUUGGUGCACCGUCAUCGGCUUCUUCGACACCAUUUGGAGCACCGUCAUCGGCUUCUUCGACACCAUUUGGAGCACCGUCAUCGGCUUCUUCGACGCCAUUUGGAGCACCGGCAUCGACUUCUUCGACACCAUUUGGAGCCCCGUCUUCGGCUUCUUCUAUUUCUUCAAAUCUGUUUGGCGCACUGCCCUCUGCUUCUUCGACUUCUUCAACGCCAUUUGGAGCAUUUGGAGCACCGUCCUCGGCUUCUUCGACUUCUUCAACACUGUUUGGGGCACCGUCAUCGUCCUCGGCUUCUUCGACUCCGUUUGGAUUUGUGUCGUCAUCAGCUUCAACCACACCGUUUGGAGGAACUUCAUCAGCUUCAACCACACCGUUUGGAGGAACUUCAUCUGCUUCAACGACUUCAACUCUGUUUGGCGGAACAGCUUCUGCCACACCGACGCAGUUUGGCGGAUCUUCUUCUGCUGCAACACAAUCGUUUGGAGCGUUUGCUGGUUCUUCAGCUACAACUACAACACCUCCUUUGUUUUCUAACGCGUUCUCUACAAAUGCUUCUUCAACUUCAACCACGACAACGCCAUUUUCAUCGUUUGCAAAGCCAUCUGCUCCAGCAAGUACUUUAACUGCAACAACUUCGUCUAGCUCAUCGGGAUUCACCUUAGGAAACACAACUUCCUCUGCUUCUCAACCCUCAUUUGGGUUCGGUAAUGCACCUUCAUCUACAGCUUCUUCGACCGCCUCCACUGUUUCCGGCACACAGGCGGCUUCCAAGCCGGCGGGUUCUUUCUCGUUCACAACAUCUUCAGCACCACUGUUUUCGACGGUGACUACGACCACAACCUCGGCAACCACGACUGGGACUGCAGUUGUUUCGGCUUCUGUGCCUGCCUUUGGUGCCACUGCUGCUUCUUCUGCUCCAGCGAGUGGCGGCUUUUCAUUGACAGCUACUCCGGUGGCAUCUACAGGUGCUGGCUCGUCGUCAGCCAGUGGAGGAUCAUCUUUUGCAGGUUUUGGUGUAGGAAGCACUGCAUCUACUGCAUCAACUGUUUCUUUUGGGACCGGGUUUUCAUUUGCUAACAAGGCUUCAACUCCUGCCGUAUCGGCAGCUACUGCUCCUGCAUUUGGGGUGAGCACUUCAACUUCUACUGCUCCAGCAAUUUCUAGUUCGAGCACCAGUGCAACCCAGUUGUCAUCCGCUGUUGUUGUGGCUUCCAGUAGUGGAACUACUUCAACUGUCAGCACAUCAGUAGCUGCUACACCAAAAUUGCCAUCUGAAAUCACAGGGAAGACUGUGGAGGAGAUUAUCAAGGAGUGGAAUUCCGAGUUGCAAGAGAGAACUGGAAAAUUUCGAAAACAAGCUAAUGCAAUAGCUGAAUGGGACCGCAGGAUUUUACAAAAUCGUGAUGUUCUAUUGAGGCUUGAGAUUGAAGUGGCAAAAGUAGUUGAAACACAAUCAAAUUUGGAGCGGCAAUUGGAGUUGAUAGAGACUCAUCAACAUGAGGUUGAUAAGGCCUUACAGAGUGUGGAAGAAGAGGCUGAACGUAUUUACAAGGAUGAGCGUGGUUUACUUCUUGAUGAUGAAGCUGCUUCCACAAGAGAUGCAAUGUAUGAGCAGUCGGAACUGAUUGAAAGGGAAUUAGAGCAAAUGACAGAGCAGAUCAAGUCAAUUAUUCAUUCCCUUAAUUCAAACCAGGGUGGAGAGGUUGAAGCCCCAGAUGGAAUGACUCCACUAGAUGCUGUAGUUCGAAUUUUAAAUAAUCAACUAACUUCUCUGAUGUGGAUUGAUGAAAAGGCUGAAGAAUUUUCUUCCCGCAUUCAGAAGCUAGCUAACCAAGGCUCUGCUUCAGAUCGUGAACUGGUGGUACCUGGGAGCUGGAUGUCUUGAUAUUUCAAAUUUGUAUUUGUAUAGUAUAUCAACACUUUCAAAUACAAGCUAGAGAGAGCACACAUUUGUAUGAAGCAGCCAGCGUAAAUUGCGAAGAUUCUGGAUGAACUGUUUUAGAAUUAUUAUUACCAUCAAUUUUCCUAUUGACUCCCAAUAUCUCUUCUAUAACUUCGUUUUGAAGCAUUAUGAAAAUUUGAAGAUUGUUAGUUGUUUCUUGUUAGAUCCCUUACUGAAAAAGUUGAGAUCUGUACUGGUUUCUGCUUGUGAAUUUGCAAAUAGUUUAAGCGAACUCCUUCAAAACAUGAUUUUUGUAAUUGAUAAACAAGGUAGCAUUUAAAUUCUAAAUAUUUUAGCAGGUCCUGCCAUGCCUUUUAUCUC
Messenger RNA from Lathyrus oleraceus (garden pea), 2922 nucleotides. RefSeq names its product nuclear pore complex protein NUP62. The record is from RefSeq and is a predicted model, not a curated record. The coding region runs from base 166 to 2544 and encodes 792 amino acids. NCBI's taxonomy places the organism in Eukaryota, Viridiplantae, Streptophyta, Magnoliopsida, Fabales, Fabaceae. The transcript is spliced from 9 exons. Gene Ontology annotation, biological process: RNA export from nucleus; protein import into nucleus. Gene Ontology annotation, cellular component: nuclear pore central transport channel; nuclear pore. Gene Ontology annotation, molecular function: phospholipid binding; structural constituent of nuclear pore.